Molecule: messenger RNA, 1348 nt
Organism: Xiphophorus hellerii (green swordtail)
Lineage: Eukaryota; Metazoa; Chordata; Actinopteri; Cyprinodontiformes; Poeciliidae
Gene: epas1a
Product: endothelial PAS domain protein 1a
Exons: 9
Coding region: 215-1330 (371 amino acids)
Biological process (GO): regulation of transcription by RNA polymerase II; cellular response to hypoxia
Molecular function (GO): RNA polymerase II transcription regulatory region sequence-specific DNA binding; DNA-binding transcription factor activity, RNA polymerase II-specific; protein dimerization activity
Source: RefSeq, a predicted model, not a curated record
CUGAAAAGGGAGGAGCGGAAGGAGGGGAUCAGGUGAUGCUUUUCCUGGCCAGCCGACCAAUCACAGCUCUCGGUCUUUGGAGACCUGCUUGACUAUUUGCAUGCAGGAGGGGAGAGGUGACACUCACUGGAGCCAGGCCAUCUCAUCUGUGCUGCAGGGAAACCUCUGUUAGCAUCAUCGCCAUGCCGCCAGUCGGGGAACUCCGCAGGACGCAAUGACGGCCGACAAGGAGAAGAGACGAGCGAUCAGCCGUGAGGCGGCCCGGCGGCGGCGGCGCGUGGAGUCGGACGUGUUUGGUGACCUGUCCCGCCUUCUGCCGCUCCAGCCCUCCGUCAGAGCUCAUCUGGACAAACCCUCCAUCAUCCGCCUCACCCUCAGCUACAUACGCUUGCAGACGCUGCUCAAAGAAACUGCCGGGUCGCACGAGGAGCUCGGACACAGCGUGAGAUGCCACCACGGAGGAGAGGCGCGGGACGGGUGUCUGUUUGAGUUGGGGAAAGAGACGGAGGGAUUGGACCCGUUGGAUGAAAACAGCAUGUACCUGAAGAUCCUGGAGGGAUUUCUCAUGGUGCUCUCCACCCUGGGAGACAUGAUCUUCUUAUCGGACAACGUCAGCAAGUACAUGGGCCUGAGCCAGACUGAGCUGAUGGGGCACAACAUCUUUGAGUAUACUCACCCAUGUGAUCACGAGGAAAUCAGACAUAACCUACGUCUGACUGCAGAACUUGGGUGCAGCCAGAAGAGGGAUUUCGUCGUGAGAAUAAAAAGCGCUCUGACGCACCGAGGAAGAGUCGGGAACCUCAAGUCGACCACCUGGAAGGUGCUCCACUGUCAGGGCAGAGUGAAGCUGUGCGCGGCCUCGUCUUCGGUGUCCUGCGUGCUGCUGACCUGCCGACCUCUGCCGCUCUCACACACACUCCUCAGCACGCACACCUUCACCAGCCAGCACAGCAUGGACAUGAGGUUCACGUACUGCGACCAGAGAGUGACUUCUCUUCUCGGCUACCGGCCAGAGGAGCUGCUGGGCCGAUCCAUCUACGAUCUCUGUCACACGCUGGACACAAGCUGCCUGAACAAAAACCACCUGAACCUGUGUCUGAAGAGUCAGUCGGUCAGCGGUCGGUACAGGAUGCUGGUGAGGAGCGGAGGCUACGUCUGGGUGGAGAGUCACAGCGCCGUCAUCCCGGGCGUCCAGCCGUCCAGAUCCAGAUCCAGACCCAACCCCAGCCAGCCGCUCUGCAUCCUCAGUGUCACCUACAUCCUCAGCGGAGUGGAGGAGCCGUCUCUGCAGCUCUCUUUGGAUCAAACUUUCCAGAGAUACUUGAGAUGAAAUCAGAGUUUGAAGGGG